GCCAUUUAUUUAUCAUUAUCAUUUAUUAUCAAUAUCAUGAUGCUGGCGGCGAUGCUGUUGGAUUUAGAGUAUACUAUGCAGGUUACAAGACAGAAGACCUGCAUUGCCCUCAUUUUUGCAUGUCUACUUAGAAUGGCGAUUUCCGUCGUUCAGAGCCAAGCGUUCGCAAAUUGCACUUACUCUUGCAACUUUGAGGUUGAGGACGAAUGCCAAUGGAGCCAAGAUAUUUUAAGCGAUAAUUUAAAUUGGUUAAGAAAACAAGGCCACAUAAGAGGCUCUCAGGGAAUCAUCUAUGAAGGUCCAUUUGUAUAGACCAUACGAAGGGUUCAGGCGUUCUGAAAAGCACUAGUCAAGGACCAGGUGCACUGCAAUUCCGCGGAGGAAAAUGUAUUCAUAUAUAUGGAGGUGGUUUUAAAAAACCAGAGGAUGGAAGUAGACUUGUAAUUCACAGUGGCUGUAGUGAAGAAAGACUGAAAUUCGAGUUAGGAUCAGACGGAAUAUUGACGCACACUAAACAUCACAUGUGCGUGAAGCCCAUAGGGCCAGUGAUUGAUGGAGUGAAAGUUGGUGUUUAUAGAAAUUGCAACAAAUCUGACACAUGGAGCUGGACAAAAAGUGGAUCUCUUCAAUACCAGAAAAAAAAGUGUCUGACAGCGAAGAAUGGAGUGCACCCUGUGGAUGAAGAGAAUCUUGUGCUCAGUUCUGUUUGUGAUCAGCUACAUAAUUUUAUUAAGUUUGUACCCAUUGGGUCAGGUUGGUAUCUAUACAUGCAAAAUUCUCGGUCAUCCAAAAGAAAAGAUAGUGAAAGUGCACGAUUCAUCUCCCCAAACAUUACUACAGUCAAAUCGUGUCUUCAUUUCUACUAUCGCAUGUUUGGCCAGCGCGCUGGAAGUUUACAGGUGUACGUGUCGUCUGAAGGUAGCAUGGGAUUCCCCUUGAAGAGUUUCUAUGGUCCCCGCUGCAGGGGCUGGAAUCGAGCACAGGUCGCUGUAAACAACCAAACGACUCCGUAUCAGUACGUUAUCGAGGGUGUACGUGGUGUCAAUGACGUGGGGAACAUUGCCAUUGAUGAUAUUUGUGUGAGGGAUUCAUGCAGUGAACCAUUAGAACCAGAACAACAACCAAACUAUCGGCAACAAAACAAUUCGCAACUAAAUGCAACGACACCUCCGUUCGUUAAAGAACAGAAACUAAACACUUCGCAACUAAGUGCAACGACACCUCCGUCCGUUGAAGAACAGCAACCAAGCCAUCGGCAACAAAACAAUUCGCAACUAAAUGCAACGACACCUCCGUUCGUUAAAGAACAGAAACUAAACACUUCGCAACUAAAUGCAACGAUACCUCCGUCCGUUCAAGUCUGCAAAAAAGCGAAUAUUUCGAGCGAAGUCUCGAGCAAACUCCCCAUUUUCAUAGCGGUGAAUUUAUGUGUGCUGCUUUUGAUCGUGGUAAUCAAUAUCAUUGUGCUGGUAAAAUGCAGACGACGAGACCAAAAACCAAAGGUAUUAACUCAGGAUCAGGACAACAUUUCACUAACGGUGGUCGAAAGCUUACAAGGACCAUGAGGAGUUAUUGACUGAGUUGGAUAUUUGAAAUGUAUCAAGACUGUUUCCUUCCUGCAACUCUGCUUGUUAUCUUACCAAGAAGGAUAGUUAUAUAAUGAUUGAAGAGAGACUCGGAAGCAGCUGUGAAUAUCCAGUGUCUAUAUCCAUGGAACCGUUUACACUAUAUACCAGAUACACUCAUCACGACAUCUUCGUUUGUCUUUAAUGAAUUAUUGUUAAUGAGUCUAACUUCCAAUCAUAGCGCAGUAUUUUGGUCACAUGUAUACAUCUGUAAUUCUCCAUAAAGGUCUUAUGAAUUAGUAUUCAUUACUUGGUUACAAACAUGCCGUAAUAGGGGUCUAUUAUAGGGGUUAUGAAUUUAUGAAGGGGUUAUGUCUAUUUUUUCACUUCUUUUAACCGCAAACCGCAGGGCAAUUUGUGCUAUAAACGUAACUGCAUAUUUUCCACAUGCAGUGACCUACAUAAUGAUUAUAGAAGUAAAACAUUUUAAUUAAUGAAUAAGAAAUUGUCAAAAAGCGAGUAUAUGUAAUUAUAGCUCAAUCACACAGGCUACGCAGCCAGUGGCGUAGCCAGCCUGACGAUUUU
This is a messenger RNA of Dendronephthya gigantea, 2150 nucleotides long. RefSeq names its product MAM and LDL-receptor class A domain-containing protein 1-like. Gene Ontology annotation, cellular component: membrane. The record is from RefSeq and is a predicted model, not a curated record. The coding region runs from base 522 to 1565 and encodes 347 amino acids. NCBI's taxonomy places the organism in Eukaryota, Metazoa, Cnidaria, Anthozoa, Malacalcyonacea, Nephtheidae. The transcript has 14 exons.